AUGACCACUGUCGCAGGAAAGGCUGUCGAGGCCGUCGGGUCCCUCACUAACAAUGACCAUCUGGUGCAAUCAUCCGACCCAGAACACCCCGCCAAUCUCAUUCCGGAUCUCUGUCGCAAAUUCUACAACUGGGGCUGGGUUACCGGUACGGGCGGUGGGACAUCGAUCCGCCAUGGUGAUCAUAUCUUCAUUGCGCCCUCUGGAGUCCAGAAAGAAUUGAUUCAGUCGCACAACAUCUUCGUCAUUCAAUGGCCCACGGCCAAGUACCCCGCAGAGGCGCGUAACUAUAUCCGCAAACCUCUCAAGCUGAAUCCCUCGGCUUGCACGCCUCUGUUCCUCACGGCCUUUGAGCAUGGUGCUGGCUGUUGCAUCCACACCCACUCGCAGUGGGCCGUUCUGGUGACCCUGCUGGUGGAGCGGGAGAAGGGCCCUGAAGGGUGCUUCGAGAUCAACAACAUCGAGCAGAUCAAGGGCAUCCCUCGCGGCAAGGGCAAAGGCAUGCUGGGGUUCUUUGAUACCCUGAGUAUCCCUAUCAUCGAGAAUACCGCGUUCGAGGAGGACUUGACGAGUGGUCUGGAGGCGGCGAUGAACAAGGACCCGGAUACGUACGCGGUGCUCGUCAGGCGCCAUGGAAUUUAUGUCUGGGGAGACAAUGUCGCCAAAGCAAAGACUCAGUGCGAGAGUCUGGAUUACCUGUUCCAGCUGGCCGUGGAAAUGCACAAGCUGGGCAUUCCAUGGAUCAAAUAA
Molecule: messenger RNA, 747 nt
Organism: Penicillium alfredii
Lineage: Eukaryota; Fungi; Ascomycota; Eurotiomycetes; Eurotiales; Aspergillaceae
Gene: mde1
Product: methylthioribulose 1-phosphate dehydratase MDE1
Exons: 3
Coding region: 1-747 (248 amino acids)
Cellular component (GO): cytoplasm
Molecular function (GO): methylthioribulose 1-phosphate dehydratase activity; metal ion binding
Source: RefSeq, a predicted model, not a curated record